AUGGUCCAUCCGAGACCGCCGCCUUUUACUUGCACUGUACACCUAGAAGACCUUAGAUCUUGUUUUGCUAAUCUACCCAAUUCCCUUGGGCAGGUUAUCCUACGUAGAAAUGCGCCAUUACAAAAUUCUGUAAUCGAACUUACCUGGACGGACAAAAAAACCGAGAGACAUGCUUAUGUCACUUGGUCUGGCAGUCCGAGUGGACUAAAAAGCGGGUUGAAUAAUGGUCGUUACGAUAAAGGGGAUGUUAUUGAACUUGAUGUCGCGUUUGCCAAAGCGAAUAAUAUAUCCCAUGGACAGUUGGUUACCUUAAAAGUGAUGAAAGAUAUAAAAGAGGCCGAGUAUGUAAACGUUGAACCAGCAGAUGAGAAUGAUUAUGAAAUUGUGGAUUCUCGUCAGUCGUUUAUUGAAAGUAAUUUAUUAAAGCAAUUGUUAGUAGUAUAUUCUGGAGAGAUUGUGCCAAUAAGAGUCAAUUCAAAUCUCGUUCACAUCAGUAUUGGUGAUCUGACUCCAUCCUCAAAAUAUGCCAAAAUCUCAUCUAAUACGCAAGUUAUCGUCAAACCGAUAUUACGUUCUUCAUAUACCUCCACGUCUUCAGCUAAUGGGUCACAUUUACCCAAUUCGGUUCGAAAUUAUGGUCUUCGUAUACUACCACAAGGAUUUCUCUCAAAUGACGACGGUCCAUACACAAUACAUGUGUCGACAACUGACUACCCGAACUUACCGCUAAUGCACAACAAUUUGGCACAAAUAUCAAAAGUACCUCAACCACAAUAUAAUGCAAGGCAAGAUCAUGAAGAAAAGAACGACGGUGAAGCCGGGACUGUAGGAAUUGGGAGUCUAUGUGUAGUAGUGAAAGGAAACGCAAAGGUGCCAACCGGUCAUGUAUACGUAACUGAUGUCAUCAGAGAAAAUAUUGAUUUAGAAACAUUUGGAAUAUUAAG
Molecule: messenger RNA, 944 nt
Organism: Paraglomus occultum
Lineage: Eukaryota; Fungi; Glomeromycota; Glomeromycetes; Paraglomerales; Paraglomeraceae
Source: the annotation of a GenBank genome assembly